Messenger RNA from Anopheles gambiae (African malaria mosquito), 5781 nucleotides. RefSeq lists its product as uncharacterized. Gene Ontology annotation, biological process: monocarboxylic acid transport; transmembrane transport. The transcript has 5 exons. Lineage: Eukaryota; Metazoa; Arthropoda; Insecta; Diptera; Culicidae. Gene Ontology annotation, molecular function: monocarboxylic acid transmembrane transporter activity. Bases 1655 to 4366 code for a protein of 903 amino acids. The record is from RefSeq and is a predicted model, not a curated record.
AUUCGUAUUGCGUUCGUUGCCGGCGACGGUCGACCGUGGACUCUGGCUGACUUACUUUCUCCCUUUUGCUGUUGCUCUCCGCUCUCCGUUACCUGCGCCAGCAGUGAGUGUUUGUGUGUAUACCCGAGAGGCCGACCGUCUGCUCUGCUCUCCGCCGCAAAACCGUCUAGUGUGCCAGAGCGUGUACUAUAAAGGCAGAGGCAGGAAGAUAUUCGUCAUUCUUAUCCGAGUGCGUGCGUGUGUAGUGCAGCUUAGUUUCGCGUUUGUUGCAGCCCGAACCACAUCGCUCAGCAAAUAAUUUGACCAUUAGUCGUUCCGAACAUACAGAGAUACUGCCAAACCGAGGCGUCCCGCCGCGUGCACAACAAACAAGGUGUUCCGUUCCUCCGAUUUCCCUAGCCCGUUCAUUCACGUGCAGACCAAAGCGUGUGUGCUUGUGUGUAUUGUUUGUGUCCGGUUUGGCAAAAAGAAGUGCGCAAAGCAAAUUUGAGUGAGAGUGUUUUUUCCCUGUGUGCGAGGGAAAGAUCGCAAGUAGAUCGCACCAAGACAACGUAGUGCAAAGAAAGGGAACAGCAGCUCGAGUGAAGUGAACUCGCCCAUCACCCUGACAUUCGCGGGCUAACGUGCAAAGAGACAACCGAAGCUUCUGUUUGCAAAAUGUGGUCCGGCUUUGCAGCUUGCGUAGCAGAAGCCUGACACGACACGACACGCCGUGUGUAGCUUCUUCCCACCCUACGCAAAAGGGGGAGUUACCAGCACCGCGUUGAAAGGAGCAAAGCGGAGUACGACCAAUCGUACCCGUAGUUGUGUGUGUGUGUGUGUCCGUACCACCCCAUAGAGAGCCACCGAAUUGUCCGGCUUGAUGAAAACGCACCCGGCGGCACGGGAAGCAACGAGCAACGCUAGACGCCGCGGCCAGUUACACGCACUGCUAGCAACACUUAUGCAUUGUGAUCGGGAAUACGCGUCCGCCACCGAAUCCGCCACCCACUGUCUGCGCUAUCUGCCCAAGGACCCGCGGCUCAGAUCGACGGGAAGACCGCAGGACCCCCGGACGCCCGGAAUAACGACCAUUCGCCGCACCGACAUCGCCUUCGCCACCAUCGCCACCACCACCACCGCCGCCGCCGCCAGCAGUAGCAGCAGGUUAAAUAAGAGAAGCAAUAAUUGUAGUAGUAGUAGCAGUAGUAGUGGUAGUAGAGACAGUAAAUUGAGCCGGAAUACCCACACCAGCGUGAAGCUGCUUCGUGCUCGUGCUAUUUGUGCCAGCGCCAAAAAGAAUAUCCGUAGUAACAUCCGUUCUAUCGGCGACGACGCCAGUACGCGGCCAGUUUCGUUUGCGUCUAUCGUACCGAAGUGGGAAGAGGAGGAGAAGAAGAAGCAGGCAGGUGUUAGUAGCAGUGGCACCUUGACCCGCCUUUCGGGACAGCUGUUCGUUCGCGUCGUUUAGUAGUGGUCGAGCACGGUGAUCGACACCUUUCCCCCGUUUGUACAACACUGCCACUAGAGCGCGUACGGAAAAGCAUUUAAAUUAAGUGUGUCUUAGAGUGUCCGUGUGUGUGUGUGCGUGUGUGCUGAAUGAACGAUUUCGUCUGGCCACACAGAAGCAAACCGCAACCACUUGGGACCGUGCGUCGAAGCCAGCUCGAAUACGAUGGUGCUCGAAAUACGCGUUACCGAUCCGUCGGAAAAGUCGAUCACGCCGGAGCGGGUGAAACCGUUCACGGAGGAGCAGGAGGAUCGGCGUAACAACAAUCGCCACUCGCCCGGCCGCAUCGGGCGCGAUGAGCUCGAAGCGAUCAAGACCAACCUGCUCAACACGAACGAGGUAACGUUCAGCACCGUGCUCGAUACGGACCUCGGGCCGCCCGGUUCACCGCCGGGACGUGGGGGCAAUUAUGGCAAAAACCUGAGCAUGGCACAGCUGAAGGUCCCGGGCGUCGGUGGUGAGCCCGCUGGCGAUGGUGGAGGCAAUGGUGGUGAUGGCACGCGCCGCAUUCGACUGAUUUCCGAGCUGUCGGAGGCGGACUCGAUCCUGUCCUCGUACCACGAGGGCGGGUACAAGAAGAAACCGCCGAAAAUCCCGGACGGCGGGUACGGUUGGGUGAUCGUGUUUUCCUCCUUCAUGAUCUCGCUCAUCAUGGACGGCGUGUCGUUCUCGUUCGGGCUGAUCUACACCGAGCUGCUCGACUACUUCGGCGAGUCCAAGUCGAAGACGGCCUGGAUCGGGUCGCUCUUCAUCGCGGUACCGCUCCUGUCGGGGCCGAUCAUGUCGAACCUGGUCGAUCGGUACGGCUGCCGCAAGAUGACCAUGCUCGGUGGGUUCAUCGGGGGGAUGGGCUUCGUGCUCGCCUCCAUCUGCCAGUCGGUCGAGCAGCUGUACUUUACGUUCGGCAUCCUGUCCGGGGUGGGGCUCGGCUUCGGCUACGUGACGGUGGUCGUGUGCGUGGCCUUCUGGUUCGACAAGCGGCGCACCUUCGCGACCGGCAUCGGGGCGUCCGGCACGGGCAUCGGUACGUUCGUGUAUGCCCCGCUGACCCAGUGGUUGAUUAACAACUUUGGCUGGCGCGGAACGACGCUCAUACUGGCCGGCACGCUGUUUAACAUGGUGGCGAUGGGUGCGCUGAUGCGUGACCCCGAGUGGAUGAUCGAGGAAAGCCGGCUGGAGAGCAGGGCGCAGAGCAUCCAGACGUUUUCGAACUCGAGCGUAUACCUGGACGAGAUCAAGAAGCUGAUCGAGACGGGCAUCCCGAAGGAGCACGUGCUGGACACGCUCGUGACGAACGUGAACACCGAGGCGAACCAGGCGAUACCGCCCGAGGACCCGGCGAUGACGAAGAAGUACUCGAGCGAGGUCGCACUGCCGACGUUCUUCAGCGAGCAGGAACAGCACGGUGCCGGCGGUGGUGGUCCACGUGCUGGAGGAGGUAAUUUGCACGCCAGCCAUCGAUCUCUGCGCCAUAACGUGCUCACGAAGGAGACGUUCAAGCGUAGCGGCCGGUUGGCCCAAGCGAAGGCACGGCUCGCCAGCACGGAAACGCUCAACUCGUACGAGAAGCUGUCCGACGAAGAGGAGCACGAGCACCACCCGGAUGGCGUUAGUCUUAGGAUUCACGCGUCACUCAAGACGCUCAGCGUGGCCUCGCUGGAGGACGGCUAUCUGAGCGAGAAGCGGGCGCAGGAGCUGCACGUAAAGGCGGGCGGCAGCACGUGGUCGUUGGAUGAGGUCGCACUGGCCGGCUCGCUGGUCGUACCGUCACCGCACGGUGAUGCGGCAAGCGGUGGUGGCGUCGGUGGUGGUGGUGCUAGUAUUGGUGACGGUAGCCGGACGGAGAAAUGUCGCAGCUUCCGGGGCAACUCGCUCGAUGUGGUGUACGAAAAUGAAAUCUUCAACCCGAACGUCGACACGAACGUGACGCUCGUGGUGCCGAAGCAAACCAAAUGGUUGCACCAGCGGGCGGUGGCGCCACGGGGCGGCGGUCUGAAGAAGCAAACCUCGCUCGGCCGGCAGCAUUCGAUGCGGUACUCGAACUUUUACAAGGACAUGCGGCUGCACCGGAACUCGAUCCACUAUCGCGGUGCGCUGCUCAACACGCACCGGUACCGGUUGAAGGCAUCCUCCUGUCCGAACAUCUAUCGCAACUCGAUGACAACGAUCGCCAAGGAGCAAGAUGAGCCAUGGUACGGUAGUUUCAUCGACACGCUGAAAUCGAUUUUCGACUUUUCGCUCUUUUUCGAGUUCCGCUUCGGCAUGCUGUCCAUCUCGACGUUGCUGCUGUUCGUAUGGUACAUCAUUCCGUAUUUCUACAUCCCCGAGUACGUGCUGAACUACAAGUACAGCGAGCAGGAUGGUGCGAACCUAAUUUCGCUGAUCGGCAUCACCAACACGAUCGGCAUGGUCGGGCUCGGCUGGCUCGGCGAUCAGCCCUGGGUGGAUGUUGGGAAAACGUACGGCGUCUGUUUGGCAUUUUGCGGUGCAUCUAUCUUCGUCAUGCCGUGGCUCAUCUGGAGCUACCCGGCCAUGGUGGUCCUGUGCAUCAUCUUCGGCUUCACCUUCGCCAGCACGUUCUCCUUCACGCCGAUCAUAAUGGUGCGGCUGGUCAGCUUGGACGAUUUUACCGUCGCCUACGGUUUGGUGCUGUUGGUGCAGGGCAUUGGCAGCUUGAUCGGACCUCCGAUUGCCGGCUUCCUGUACGACGUUACGAACCGGUGGGACGAUUCGUUCUAUGCGGCCGGCUUCUUCAUCUUCCUGUCCGGCGUGUGCGCGUGGCUGAUCGGUUCGCUGGAACAGACGGCCGACAACGAGGAGGAGCAGGACGAUGGCGAGAAGGAGAGUGAAGCCCUUAGCUCAACGGUCACGGCCUAAGGCCGGUUGCUAGGAAGACAGAGGGGGGCUGUGCGUAACUGUGGUGCCUUUUGUACUUAUAUUCAACGAGCCGGUGUGUGUGUCUGUCGGUGUUUUGUUUGUUUGUUGGAGGUUCUAAGCGAUAGCAAUGAUAGCUUUUCCUUUCAUAUCACGUGUGUUCACAGCAAGCCUUACCGGUUAGGAAUUUCUAAUACAACCUCACAAGGGGGAAACAAUAAUUUCCCCGUACCUACCAACUCCUCAAAACUCAAACGCGAAGGACAUCACCUACCUCAGAGCAUACAGUUUUGCAACGCAAACGAUGUGUUUGAAGUAUUCGUAGUCAAAAAAGGUUGAGUGUUUACUCGUUUUCUUUGUGUUCGGCUUUUGACGUCAUUAGAGAAAAGUUUCCAUAUCUAGCUUAGAAAAAUGGAAGUAAGAAACAGCUACAACAAGCGCUUUCCGUAGUUCAAACGAACGUCAAUCGAAGAUGCUGCCUUAUCGAACGGUGAAAUGAUGCCCUGAAAUGAGGGAAGAGAACAAAAGAGCGUGGAAAGAGGUGAAUGAAUCGUGAUAGGAGGAUUAGUCUGGUAGAAAACGGAACAGGGGAAUCAAAGGAGAAGGAAACUUAAGACACUAUUCCCCCCUUGGGUCGUGCUGUAAUGUGUUAUCGAUAAGACAAAUAUGCAAUCUGGUAGGAAGAAAGAAUUGGACGAGAUCGAAUGUUAUUAGGUCAUGCUUUCGCGCUUUUACGCGCCAACCCAAUGCUGCACCUGCAAUGCGCAAUGGUUUAAACGUGUAGUUAGAACGAUUCGUUGCAUCCCACUCUAAGUAGGAGAACGUGAUCUUGGAGGAGCUUUUCUUCGGCGGUUAGAACAUUUGAACAAAAAAACUAUCCCACUUUUUCCCCCCUUCACCAGGGACCACACCAUCAUCAUCAGGCUACCAGUAGUAGAAGGAUACCUUUUCGAAAAAGGGAUGUAAGCGAACAUAUAUUUAACUGCACUGAGUGUGUGUGCGUAGUGUACUUUUGCGUAGUGUUUAGGCAAAUCCGCCAAUUAAGGUUUUAUUAGUUACGUAUUAGUUACGAACACACUUAAAGGAAAGCAAACACAGGGCUCUUUGUGAUUACAAAAGUACUUUGCAGGGACAGCAGGUUCUUUUUUAUCAUUUCUUUCACUCCCUUCAUCAUCCCCCACUCUCUCUCUCUCUACGUAUAUAAACGCGUAUAGGAAUUUAGGAAACUUAGGAAACAGUUUAGGAAACAUGUUAGUAAAAUCUUCCGUGCCCCGGAGCGUGAUAGUGUAGUGUUAGGGAGGGGAUAGUAGAGUGUGGUAGGAUCGUUUUUAGUUUUUAGCAUCCGUACUUACGUGUAAGAUGUACUUUUUUUUAAAUUUUUUGCUAGUUAGAAUAAAAAUUCCCCAAUCCCCCAAUCA